Chrysoperla carnea is the source of this 1759-nucleotide messenger RNA. Its product is annotated as fatty acyl-CoA reductase 1-like. The transcript is spliced from 10 exons. Lineage: Eukaryota; Metazoa; Arthropoda; Insecta; Neuroptera; Chrysopidae. Bases 206 to 1753 code for a protein of 515 amino acids. The record is from RefSeq and is a predicted model, not a curated record. Gene Ontology annotation, biological process: long-chain fatty-acyl-CoA metabolic process. Gene Ontology annotation, molecular function: alcohol-forming very long-chain fatty acyl-CoA reductase (NADP+) activity. Gene Ontology annotation, cellular component: peroxisome.
UAAUAUUGUAGAUUUCGUUAAACCGAGUGAUAAUACAAAUGAUAAUAAGAAUUAUAAUAUUAUUAAAAAAUCAGAUGAAAAGACGAAUUGUGCUACUAAAAGCAAUAACAUUCGUGUAAAAUCGGAAGACAGCAAUAACAAUCGUGUAAAAUCAAAAGAUAAAAAUAAUUUGUUAAAUGGCAAAGAUAAAAUUGCAAAAUCGAAGAUGAAGGUAUUUCUAGAAAACGUAACGCUAACACAACUACCGCCUAAUGCUCCAUCGGUUAGUGAAUUCUAUGCAUAUCAAAAUAUCUUAAUUACUGGUGGUACUGGUUUUAUGGGAAAAGUUUUAAUCGAAAAAUUACUUCGGUCAUGUCCAAAAAUUAGUGCAAUUUAUUUGUUAAUGCGUGCAAAAAGAGAUUAUACGGAUGAAGACCGAUUAAAUAAAAUCUUUAAUAUACCUUUAUUUGACAGAUUAAAAACUGAAAACCCAGAAGCAUUAUCAAAAGUAAAAAUAAUAAAAGGAGAUAUUAGUGAAAUAAAAUACGGUUUAAGUGACGUUGAUAUGGAAUUUUUGAUUAAUAAAAUAAAUAUUGUAUUCCAUGUAGCAGCAUCUGUACGUUUUGACAAUCCGUUGAAGGAGGCUAUAUUAAUUAAUACACGAGGAACCAGGGAAUUGUUAAGAAUAGCGAAACAAAUGAAAAAUUUAAAGGUGUUUCUCCAUACAUCAACUACGUAUUGCAAUAUUGAUAAAGAAACAGAUGCGAUUGAAGAAAAAAUUUACAAAGCGACAACAGAUUGGAAAACUAUGAUUGACGCAGCUGAAAAUAUGGAUGAAAAUACACUAAAUUUUCUCGAGAAAAAGAUUUUGAAUAAAUAUCCAAAUACAUACACUUUUGCGAAAAAUCUUGCCGAAGAAGUUGUGGCUGAAUAUUGUGAAGAUAUACCCUCAGUUAUUUUUCGCCCAACAGUAGUGGUUGCUUCACAAAAGGAGCCAAUUCCUGGAUGGGUGGAUAAUUUUAAUGGUCCAAUGGGCUUAGUAACGGGAGUUUUAAGUGGAGUACUACACACAGUAUAUAUAGAUACCAAGAAGAAUUUAGAUUGGGUUCCGGUUGACAUAGCAAUAAAAGGGAUGAUAACAGCAGCAUGGUAUAAAGCGUUAGAAAAAUCUGAUCGUAAUAAAUGCUUAGUGACCAAUUCAUCAACAACCGAUUUCAUACAAGUUUCCAAUGCAAUGCUUUUUGAAUAUGGUGUAGCUACGAAAGGAAUGGCAGAUCCGUACGCACAAUUAUUAUGGUAUCCAUUUUGCUUUCCUACGCCCCACAAAUAUUUGUUUUGGUUUUAUGUUGUAAUGUUUCACUUGAUUCCAUCGAUGUUUUUCAGCGUUUUAUUAAAAUUCAGCAAACAGCGAUUAAAUUUAUGGAAAUUAUACCGACGAGUAUUUUAUACCAACAUGUGUCUUGCACCAUUCACACUGAACGAGUGGCUAUUUAAAAAUGAUAAUUUCAAAUCCUUAGAUGCAAUUUUAAAAUCAGAAGAUAAAGAAGAAUUUUCGGUAAAUUAUUCUGAAGUUCCGACUAAAGAAUACUUUGACAUUGGACAAGACGGUGCAGCACGAUAUUUGUUAAAAGACAAGAACUUUACAAAAGAAACACUCGAUAAACGAUUAUCCAACUUAAAAAUUAAAUUUUAUAUCCACAUUGUGACUGUCGGAAUUUUUAUCAUUGGUUUUUUGUUUGUUGUGAAUCUAUUCGCCCAAUUAAAAAAAUUCUGAAGUUCC